Eruca vesicaria subsp. sativa (arugula) is the source of this 2543-nucleotide messenger RNA. The record is from the annotation of a GenBank genome assembly. Lineage: Eukaryota; Viridiplantae; Streptophyta; Magnoliopsida; Brassicales; Brassicaceae.
AUGGCCACGGCCGCCCCGGGAAACGCGCAAUCCAACACUACUUCGGCGCAGACUAAAACUUAUAGCAAAUGUGCAUUCAGAGGAAGUUGGAACAGUAUCAAUCUCAUACCUGUUGCUAUUGUUCAGAGAGUGAAGGUUUAUUGUUUGGAAGGAGAUGGAAAAUGGGAUGAUCGAGGAACUGGAUUCAUCAGUUUGGACUAUGUGGAGCGAUCUGAAGAGCUUGGUCUAUAUGUGAUUGACGAAAUUGAUAAUGAGACAUUGCUUGUACACCGGAUCAGCACUGAGGAUAUCUACAAGAAGCAAGAAGACAGUAUUAUAUCAUGGAGAGAACCAGAGGGCUCAACAGAGUUGGUUUUGAGCUUUCAAGAGACUGCGGGAUGCUCUCAUGUAUGGAAUCAUAUAUACACUACGCAACGGAAUCUACAUUUCAGUUCUCUAAAAUUGAACAGUGAGCCGAGGGAGCUUCCUGAUGUCGACAUUUCUAAUCUUCCCAAAAUACUCGAGAUUGUUACUGAAUGUGACGUUGAAGAUGAGAUGGGGCUAUCCGAUCAGAUGUUGAAAGAUGUUAAUUUCUUUGACAAUUUGAUGAACGUAUUUGAUAUGUGUGAGGAUUUGGAAAAAAUUGAUUGCCUUCACAUGAUAUUCAAAAUUGUCAAAUGCAUCAUUUCUUUCGACAGUGAUGAGAUCCUGGAAAAAAUCUUAGGGGAUAACCUAAUCAUGAAAACUAUUGGGUGCCUUGAGUAUGAUCCCGAUGUUCCGCAGCCUCUACAUUACCGGAAGGAUCUGAGAGAGCAUGUUGUUUUUAAGGAGGCUAUACCAAUUAAGAAUCCCAUGGUCUUGUCGAAGAUACACCAAACAUACAGAAUUGGUUAUCUGAAGGAUGUUAUUUUGACUAGAGUAGUAGAUGAUGAUGAUGAUACAGCUGAAAGCCUAAGUUCCAUAAUCAAAGCAAACAAAGCUACUAUUGUUACAUCGCUGAAAGAUGACAACACCUUCUUUCAAGAGUUAUUUGCAAAGUUACGGUCACCUUCCACAUCUGUUGAAUCCAAGAUUGACUUGGUACAUUUCUUGCACGAGUUUUGUAGUCUAAGCAAGAGCCUUGAAAUGGAGCUGCAGCUACGCCUCUUUACGGAACUUAUCAAUGAAGGAAUUUUUGACACCAUAGCAGAAGUCUUGCAGAUUCCAGAAAAGCAACUCGUAUUAACCGGGGUAGACAUCCUCAUCUUGACUCCAGAUCUCGACCUCUUACGCUCCUAUCUUGUUAAACCGAAAACUCCCCUUCUUGGUCUCUUGGUUAAGGGACUGAUGGAAGAUUUUGGUGAUACGAUGCUAGAAAUUUUUCGAGCUUUAUUGGCUUCAAAUGCAUUUUCUGGUGGAGCUCAGGGAACGAAAAUUAUGGAUAUUUUCUGUGAGAAUCAUGUACCUGAGUUAGUUGAUUUCAUAACUGCCUCGUGUUCUGAAAGGCCUGGCGAUACAUCUGAAAGUGCAUUCAGAAGAGUUGGCAGCCUAUUGAACAUUUGUGAAUUGCUGUGCUUUUGCGUUCAGCAGAAUCCUUCAAAGACAAUUUUUCUCCUUCAAAAUGUGACAGAAAAGGUUUUGUUUCUCACUCGAAGAAAGGAGAAACACAUAGUCGCUGCGGCUGUUCGAUUUUUUCGCACUCUCCUCUCUGUCCUUGAUGAUAAUGUCCAGAGUUACGUUGUUAAGAACAACUUGCUGAAACCGAUCAUAGAUGUUUUUGUUGCCGGUGGUAAUCAUGACGAUUUGCUGAUUUCUUCUAUCUUGGAGCUUCUUGAGCACAUACGCAAGGCAAAUGCAAAUGUGCUGCUCAAAUACGUAGUUGAUACAUUUUGGGACCAGCUGGCUCCAUUUGAACACCAGACCUCCAUCCAUGCUUUAAAAAAUGAGCCGUGCAUAAAAAGUUGGGGACCAAAGAGCACCACUGAUCCAGUUGAUAUGAGAGGAAACAGCGAUGAUGGGAAGUCAGCUUCUGCUUCUAGUACACAGAAAGAAGAAGCUAAUACCUAUAAUUCCAAUGGAGAAGCUGCAAGGUCUGGACGGUUCGUUGAUUGUGAGGAUGGAGACGAUAAAACUCCUCAACAGAAACAGACAGAAGAUUCCGUGAAGGGAGGGGAGAAGAGAUGCCGUUUUGGAGUAGAUGAGCAAGAGCAGUGUACGAAAAAACUGAAGCUCUGUGAAGGAAACAAGAACUCAGGAGCGCAAGGUGGCGGGGAAGCUAAGGAACCUGACAACUCCAGAAGCAGUGACGGCAAAAACAGUAGUUUAGAUGAAGAAAAGGACAUCGAAUAAUGGAAACCUAGGAGGAGAAUCAUCACGAGAAAUGUAAAUAGUUAACAUUCUCGACAACAAUAGGAUUUUGUAGCUGAGGACUUUAUAUAAAGCAGAAAUAGAUUAGGUGAGGAGGAAGGGAAGUAUGAAAGAGACUGUAUAUAGCCCACAACAGAUUAUAUGUUGAAUUUUGUAAGACAAUUCGAUGCUCUGUGAAUAUGAGUAAGUCUAGGAAUUGCAUUUUCUGUAAAAACGCA